Anarrhichthys ocellatus (wolf-eel) is the source of this 1136-nucleotide messenger RNA. It is a transcript of the gene nkx3.3, whose product is annotated as NK3 homeobox 3. Gene Ontology annotation, cellular component: nucleus. The record is from RefSeq and is a predicted model, not a curated record. NCBI's taxonomy places the organism in Eukaryota, Metazoa, Chordata, Actinopteri, Perciformes, Anarhichadidae. Gene Ontology annotation, molecular function: RNA polymerase II cis-regulatory region sequence-specific DNA binding; DNA-binding transcription factor activity, RNA polymerase II-specific. Gene Ontology annotation, biological process: cell differentiation; regulation of transcription by RNA polymerase II. The transcript is spliced from 2 exons. The coding region runs from base 1 to 798 and encodes 265 amino acids.
AUGACAUUAAGUUUUUCGUCCUUCUCCAUCAAAGACAUCCUCACAGGACGUGAUGCCAGAGAGAAGCUCGGGACCAGGUUUACAGAAGAGCUCUGCGCACCAAAGCGCAACAUCUGCAGCGGGCACGCUACUAGAGUCACCAAUCUGUCUCAUCAAAACGCGGAUGAGAACCGCAUCCACCCGGAGAGACUUCCUGCUGAUCUCAGUCUGUCUGUUGGAAACCUCCGAUCUGAUACCCACAGAGAGGAGACUGAGCUCAGAGGCGCUGCAGACCAGCAGACACACACUGCGGAGCGGGAUAAACAGCAAAAAGAGGAGGAGGAGGCGGAGGAGGAGGGAUGUCACCACAGCGGUGAGACGGUCAGCUGUUCGUCCGAUGAGCAGCGGUGCAGGCCCUCAACGAAGAAGCGCUCCAGGGCGGCCUUCUCUCACGCACAGGUCUACGAGCUCGAGCGCCGGUUCAACGUGCAGCGGUAUCUCUCGGGUCCUGAACGAGCCGAUCUGGCGGAAGCUCUGAAACUCACAGAGACCCAGGUGAAAAUCUGGUUUCAGAACCGGAGGUAUAAAACCAAACGGCGCCAGAUGGCGGCCGAGCUGGUGGCGUAUGUCUCACCAAAGACAGUCGCAGUAAAAGUGCUGGUGAGGGACAACCUCAAGCAGUACCAGCAGGCCAAUGGAGUACACAUCCCAAUGACUGUGCCGCUGUACCACCAGGCCUACCAGUACCACCCCUACCUGCACUACUACUGCCAGCCCUGGAGCAUGAACAGCAUGUCCUGUGGAGGGAUGCUCACAUGAAUUGGACAAGUGUCUCUCCCAACUCAAGGUGUUGGCAGCUUUUUAUACACUCAAUGGAUUACCCUGUCUGGUCAAACGGACUGAGACUGUACACGUUUUUUUGUUUUGAAUAUUUGUUUUAUAUUCGAGUGAUUUUGUGUCUUAGAACCAGAACCCAGUUUGACAUUUUGGCCAGUGGAUUAGGGUUCUAAAAAAAUGCAAAUGCCUCUCACAAUGAGCUAAAUUUAGAAAUAUUCUGUAAGUCUUUAAUCAAUAAAAUAAAAAUAAUAUUAAAACAUUCUGUGUUUGCCUGCAGUGACGAUUAGCGUUGGCAUAGGCAUUACAAAUCUCUUUUAAUU